GGGAUGAUGACAACAAUUACUUUACCUGUGUUUAACACAAGUGAAGUGAAUGGAAAUCAGUCAAUGGUUGGAGUAAUGGGUGUUGAUGUCGCACUUCAAGAGAUGCUAGAAUUUGAACCAUCAUAUGAGAUUGGACCUGGUGGUUAUUCAUUUUGCAUAAAUCAGAAUGGCUAUAUUGUCUUCCAUCCUAAUUUAAAAACAGAGUUUGAAUAUAUAGAUGAUCCUCCUCAUCUUGACUUUCUAGAUGUUGAAAUUGAAAGUGAAGCUAAAGGAGAACUACGGAGGGCUAUGAUAAAUUUAGAAACAUCAAAAAGAUCCUUUGUCAGCCUUCUGAAAAUGUCUGAUGGAAAACACAUAGUUCAGCAUCAAAUGGAAUAUUAUUUCACUCCUGUGAACCUGACUUCAUUUUCAUUAGCAGUUGUUCUACCAAACAAUUGCACACAUUACUUGAUUGCCAAAGGGAUUGAUUUUGAUGAGGAAUUUAGUUUAAAAGACCAUGAAAUGCAAGGAAUGCAUCUUGCACCAUGGAAGUACUGUCAUGGAACAGUGUUAGAACUGAGUAUAUCUGAAAUAAUAAGCAACUUAUCAUAUACAGUCAAGCAUAGUCCAGACUCAUGUAAAAUGCACUUAUUAGAAAGGCUUGUGUGGGAUAUUCGCAAAACUGGUGAUAUAAUACAUUACUGGCAAUCUGAAUGGCAGGAUGGUAGAAGGAGCAAUGUAGUUGCCACAUUUGUUCAAUCUGAAGGUGGUUUAACCCGUAUCUUUCCGGCUAGCAAAUCUGAUUACCUUGAAAAUCAAAUGAAUCCAUCUAGGUCACUGAUAUUUCAACGAGCAUACUAUGAAAACGAUUAUGUCUUCUUACCUAAUGAAAAUGACUAUGAUUCAUUUUCUGAUGCAAGUGAUCCUGUCAUAACAAUUGCAAAAACUAUAACCUUUUCUCGAAGUGGUAUUGUCUACAAACCAGCUGUUGUUGGAUUGAUGGUGGAGCCAUCGUGGUUGAUUCCUUAUCUAAAAUCAAUUCCUAUUCAUCUGAAAGAGAAUGAAUUUGGCUGUUCUGACCCUGAUUAUAUCGUAUGCUAUAUCAUAGAUGAUGGGGGUUUUAUUAUAUCUUCUAAUCAAAUUGAGCUGUAUAAUUCAACUGGGAAAUUUCUUGGAUAUAUAGAUCCUCAAAUAAUGUCCGAAUUAUAUGAAAAGAAUAUUUAUAAAAGGAAUGAAGAUAUUAAUUAUGAAGAUCGUUGCCCAAAACCAAAGAAGAAAAAAAAUGCUGGGUUUAGAAUUCUUGCAUCUCCAUUCUAUUCGUCUUUGUCAUUUUUGGACAUUGGUUGGUUAUUUGAUGUUUCUGCGUGGUCUUAUUUAAAGUAUUGGUUCUUGAGUUUAUUUUCAUUCAUAAAUGUUCCAAACUCUCAAGCUUUGCCAGAAUUCUAUGUCCUUCCGAAUGAGACUAUAUGUACUACUCAUGAAGCUCAGUAUUAUUGGGGUAACUGGGCAUCGAGUUAUGCGGGAGAAAUUUCGUUCAGUAACUGCACAAGGUACUAUUCAUUAGCUAAAGUAGGAGAAAUGAAUAUUAUACUUUUGGUGACUUCAAAACCAUGUCAGCUCCUGAGUUUUGAAUAUGUUGAACCUCUUCUACAAGCUAAAGAAGAAGUCGCAGCUCCAAAUAGCAGUCUGUGCAAUCGUCCUUUACGAUAUCGUAAAAGACCUGAUAAGUGCUUUAGUUACAGCAGCGAAGAAGAUAAUUCUGACUGUGCUGGUGUGGGUAAAAUAACUUUAUUUAAUGCUGCUCUUUUGAUAGAGUUGCUGAGCUUGAAAAUAAUUGCCAAAAUGAUAGCUAUUCAUGGCUAAUAAGUUCCUGUUUGCAUAAAUACAAAGUGCCAAGUUGUGUCUAUAGCACUUGGUAAAAGCAGUAUCUUUGAUCAAAGUAAAACAAUUGAAGUGUUCAGUGCUGGAUUUGACUCCUAAUAAGCAGUAUUUGUGCAAGAGUUUAGGCAUGAAAAGCAGAGUGUUUCAUAAAUUUUAUCUAGUUGAUAUGUAUCUAUUUUUUCCUUUAGAGUGUCAUAAAAUGUCUCAUAAAGUGUCUUAUCAUCAAUGUAUUUUAUCAUCACUGUUUGUAAUAUUUGAGAAAAUUUUCACAAUCUUAAUAAAACAUAUUGUAUAAAGUUUAAAUUUGUAUCGCUCACUGUGUAUGAUAUAGAUAUUCUGUUGAUGAGUUGCCUUUUGUUUUUGACAAUCAUGAGACAUGCUUUGAUGAUUCUACAUUUAAAGUCACUUUUAUGAAAUAUGACACAUGUAAACGCCUAGAAUACGCUUUAAUAUAAUUGUUGAUGUACAUAGUGCAUCUGUUUAGUUUUAUGAUAGAAUUCAUAAAUGGGCAAAAACUUGAAGAAAAUGUCUUUCUUUCUAUUUAAUCAUCUAUAUAUACUAUAUACUACAUCUGAUGCUGCAUGCCUGUUGGAACAUUCAUAAAGCUUCUGAACUGCUCUGUCGAUAUCAACUUUAGAACACUCUUUCAUUACAUAAUUGUGAUUUUCUAAAUUUCUGAAGUGCUUUCAAAACUAACCACUUUGAAAAGACUUUAGAAAAAAAGUACUCUGCAGGUGCCAACUCUAGUAAAUAUGGGGAACAAUAAAUGAUUAGUGUUUUCCAAUAAGCUGUUUGAUAACAGUUGAAUGUGCCAAGAAAACUCACUGUUUAGUUGUUAAAUUUGUAACAGCAAUUGCAGGCUGCAUAACAUUGAAUAAAUAAUCCUUUUUAAACUUUUUUGCAUAAGGAAUCAAUAUUUUAAUGGAAGCAAGUAGAGACAUCAUUUCACUGGGAUUGAUGGGAAAAAUUAAUCCUAAAACUUUAUAGAUGCAUUGUGUAGGUUUGCUAAAUGUAUAUGAUGGUUUGAACAAAGCUGAUGAUUUACUUGUACUUAAUCAUUUUAAAAGUCAUGGUGUUAAAUCUAUUUCUAUUAUUAGCCAUUCAUUAUUUAUUAAUCAAGGAGAAAAUGCUUUGAAACAUUAAACAAGAGAUAGCACUGGGUAUGUCAUACCCAAAAUCAUUUAUCUUUUUUAAAAAUAUCAUUAAUUGUGUGUACAUUAGUUUUUGUAAUUUAAAUGAAAAAGUGUAGUUUUAAUAGAAAUCUACAGUAUUUAUAUUUAUUUUGUGCACUGUUUGUGUAUCGAAAAUUUUUCUUAAAUCUUAUGCAAUAAAACUGUGUUUUUGUGUUUUGCCUUGAAAGUUUGUAUAUUAAGAGUUUUAGUAUUAUUUCAUUACUAUUUUAAAGUCGAAUAGGAAGCUGUUUGUUGAUAAUAAAUAAUUCUUCUGUAAUUUGUAAUAAUUACCAAAGGAAAAUUGCUGUAGAUCAGCAUUUAGUAUUUUAGCCAGUGUAAUGUUGUUGUUAUUUCUCUAAAAAGAUCUAUCAUUAACUUUCAUCAUCAUAUAAAAAGAGGCAAUUUCAGAUUUUCUGGAAACAUUUGUAACUGUUCACUUUAAUUACCUUUGCAUACGAAUGAUAACAUGACAAUACUCUUUUUCUUACAUCUAUAAGAUGCGAUUUUUAUCUUCUUUAGAAAUAAAGAGAAGAGAAGGAUAUUCUUUAAUGAGACAGUCAGGGAAAUUUUUUUCUUUCAUGGCAUUUUUCUCUCAAGAGUUGUUAAGUUAGUAUUUAUUUGUAUCCCAUGUAGCAAGUACAUCAUCAAUAUGGAUCUUAAAAGUUACACAUAAUUUUGCAUAUAAUGAAUUUAAAGCUUCUUCUGAAUGCUACGAUCUGUUAAGUCUGUAGGGAUUUUUCAUAACCACAUUAUAUUUUGAAGUUUUAUAUGAUGUUUAAGUUAAAUAAAUAGUAAAAAUUAAAUAUAUUUGCAAUUCUUAUACAUUUAAUUACAUAUGUGACCUCUUAAAAUUGAUCAUUUAAUUACAACUACAUAUUAGGUACCAUAAAAUAAUCAAAUAUUCAUGAAACAGAUUUUUAAUGUAAUUAACUUCAGGUAAAGAUUUCAGGGAUAUAAUAUGUGGUCAUCUAUUUCUCAUAACUUCCUUGUUAUUUCUAAUUAAUAUAUUCUAUGUACUGCUCUGCUUCAGCUAAUUCAUGGAAGCAUUUUGGAAAAUAAUAUAGGUGCUGAGCUUUAAUACUCUUAUUACAGCUAAGUGUGUUGAAAUUAGAGUGGUAUUCUUAACUAGUUGAAAUAAAAAUUCUUUGACUUAUAUUCGCACAAAAUUAUUAAGCAGAAAACUAUUGAACUAAAGUAUUGUUACAAAUAAAACAAAUGAGGAUUAGAUGAUAGAAUCAGUUGUGUUCUUUGAAUUUAGGAAAUGCAAAGUUCUUACAGGCUUUCCUAGCUGCUAGAAAAUGAAUAUAUCUAGUUGUUAGCUUUCUCGAAGUUCGCUGAGUUCAGAGAAUUUAUUGAAUAAAUAAUAAUACAGUAAAUUUUUUUCCCUCUCUUUCUUUUUUUUUUUUCUUUUUCUCUCACAUUGUUCUAUCACCCCUAAUUUGGUAUGUAAUCUAGUUUAUCUAUGUCAACUAAAGAUUCCUUUUUAAAUUUUGAUCUCCAUUUGUAUCUUUCUUUGAAGGCUGCUUUUUUUCCUGCCCCAAAUCAAUUGAUCAGUUUUUGAUGUGUUAUUUCAAAACCACAAUACGCAUAGGUAUUGUAUGUAUUCCCUUUGCUGAACUUUUUGAGAUUUUGUUUCUUAAAUUAAAUUAUUUUGUUCUUUCAUUUCACACUAGACUAAUCCGCUAGAAAAAGCCUCACUUGUUUCUGUUGCGCAUAAAAAAAAAGCUGCUUAAAGUUAUCCUUAAUCCAUGUAUUAACCAACUAAGAAGUUUAUGUUGUGUUUCUAAACUAAAGCUGAUGCAGAUAAAUUGAUACUAUUUUUUAACUAUGUGUAAAAUGUAACUAAGAACUAAUUUAUUUUCUAAAACACUAGGUAAUGCAGGGUUUCCUUUUACUGUUCAGUAUUAUUGACACUCAGGCUUUGUGCAAGCAUGGUUAUAUCAAAUAUUUUACAAUAUGAAAUAUUGUCAAUUUGAAAUGAUCCAUUGUUAUUAUGAAUUCUGAUCUUUAUUUAUAGAUUUCAGAAUAACCCAGGAUAAGUAUUUUUAUCCAUGCUCAGUUUAACAGAAAGUGAGUUAAAUAUUUAAAUUUUGACUGAGAUGAGUAGUGCAACCAUAUCCUAUACCAGGGUUGGUUAAACUUCAUGUCAGUAAGAACCAUAUGUAUGAAUUCAGGAAUGUUCGAGAGCCGCAUCUAGAUUUUAUAAAAGCCACAAGUUCAUAUUUACAUCAUUAUAGAAGUAGUGGAGGAGAUUUUAAAUA
This is a messenger RNA of Stegodyphus dumicola, 5293 nucleotides long. RefSeq names its product voltage-dependent calcium channel subunit alpha-2/delta-1-like. Gene Ontology annotation, cellular component: voltage-gated calcium channel complex. The record is from RefSeq and is a predicted model, not a curated record. NCBI's taxonomy places the organism in Eukaryota, Metazoa, Arthropoda, Arachnida, Araneae, Eresidae. Gene Ontology annotation, molecular function: voltage-gated calcium channel activity.